UGGUCUCCGAACCCCGGAAGUAGCGGCUUCAGUCGAAUUCAGCAGCUGGAGGAGGAAGAAGGAACGUGAAGAGCCGCGGCAAUAAUUCCUUCUCUGUGUGUGUGCCUGCCUCCCCUUCCUCCUCCUCCUCCUCCGGGGCAUCUUGCCGGGUUUUCCCCAGCGUUCGAGGCUGGAAUGGUGCUGGCGCCGGCGUCCGCUGCCGGUGCUUUAAGGAGGAGGAGCCGCCAUGGAGAGGCUGCUGCUGCUGCAACCCUUGGGAUGUUCCAAACUGUGUCAGCAGAAACCUCUGAAUUUGCAAGAAGAUGAUACUGAAAAGCAUUGUCCUGUUACAGUGAAUCCUUGGCAUAUGAAGAAAGCUUUCAGAGUAAUGAAUGAAUUAAGAAGCCAAGAUUUGCUAUGUGAUGUGACUAUAGUUGCUGAAGACAUGGAAAUUACCGCACACAGAGUUGUGUUAGCAGCAUGUAGCCCUUACUUCCAUGCCAUGUUUACAGGUGAAAUGAGUGAGAGUCAAUCAAAGAGAGUCCGAAUCAAGGAAGUUGAUGGCUGGACCCUCAAGAUGCUCAUUGAGUUUGUUUACACUGGGGAAAUUCAGGUGACAGAGGAAAAUGUACAGGUGCUUCUCCCGGCAGCUAGUUUAUUGCAGUUGCAGGAUGUCAAGAAGAGCUGCUGCGACUUUUUGGAAACUCAGCUUCAUCCUGUCAAUUGUUUGGGAAUCCGUGCUUUUGCUGACAUGCAUGCGUGCAUAGAACUUCUGAACAAGGCUAACACGUAUGCAGAACAGCACUUUACAGAAGUUGUACUCACUGAGGAGUUUUUGAACAUGGGUGUAGAACAGGUGUGCAGCUUAAUAUCAAGUGACAAACUUAAAAUAAAAUCUGAGGAAAAGGUAUUUGAAGCCGUGAUAGUUUGGGUUAACCAUGACAAAGAUGUGCGACAGGAGCUCAUGGCACGCCUGAUGGAACAUGUUCGCCUGCCAUUGCUCUCCCGAGAGUAUUUGGUUCAGAGAGUUGAAGAGGAGGCACUUGUUAAAAACAGCAGUGCAUGUAAGGAUUAUCUCAUUGAAGCGAUGAAGUAUCACUUGCUGCCACUUGAGCAAAGAGCUCUAAUGAAAUCCACACGAACAAGACUGAGAACACCAGCCUGCCUUCCAAAACUGAUGGUGGUGGUUGGAGGACAAGCACCAAAGGCUAUCCGCAGUGUAGAAUGUUACGACUUUAAAGAAGAACGUUGGCACCAAGUCCUUGAGUUGCCUUCCAGAAGAUGCAGAGCAGGAGUGGUAUACAUGAGUGGCCUUGUCUUUGCUGUUGGUGGAUUCAAUGGGUCCUUGAGGGUCCGUACUGUUGAUUCUUAUGAUCCAGUGAAGAACCAGUGGUCAAGUGUUGCUAAUAUGCAAGACAGAAGAAGCACUUUGGGGGCAGCUGUACUAAAUGGACUUCUGUAUGCUGUUGGAGGAUUUGAUGGGAGCACAGGGUUAUCCUCAGUAGAAGCCUACGAUAUGAAGACUAAUGAAUGGUUUCAUGUGACUCCAAUGAACACAAGGAGAAGUAGUGUUGGCGUAGGUGUAGUUGGAGGUAUGUUGUAUGCUGUUGGUGGCUACGAUGGUGCAUCACGCCAGUGCCUUAGUACAGUGGAAUGCUAUAACAGUAAUACAAAGGAAUGGACCUAUGUUGCAGAAAUGGGCAUUAGUCGUAGUGGAGCAGGUGUUGGUGUCUUAAACAACUUAUUGUAUGCAGUAGGGGGUCAUGAUGGGCCUUUAGUUAGAAAAAGCGUUGAAAUGUAUGAUCCCACCACCAAUACAUGGAAACGAGUUGCAAAUAUGAACAUGUGUAGGAGAAAUGCAGGAGUUUGUGCUGUGAAUGGGCUCUUAUAUGUAGUUGGAGGAGAUGAUGGUUCCUGUAACUUGGCAACAGUGGAAUAUUAUAACCCAACAACAGAUAAGUGGACAGUUGUAUCAUCCUGUAUGAGUACAGGCAGAAGCUAUGCAGGUGUCACUGUUAUUGAUAAACCAUUGUGAGCAGGCAGAAAUAUUUUCCACUUUGAUUAUGCACUAGAAGCAAGCUUGAACAAAUGGUGUUGAAGCAAUUGAGCAUCAAAGCACUUCUCGGCUUGUAGCUAAACAUUGAGACAUAUUGGAAGAUGUGAUCUGCUACAGUUGAGGCUGAACAUGAAGAUUAUUCUCGAUCGAAGCAAUGUCCAGAAAGCAAUUUCCAAACAUAAAACAAACCACUCACAUGAAGCCACGGACAAUUCCAGCAUCGUCUCAAGACCUCUGUUGAAAAAAGACAUCGAGCUGUUUAGGAAAGCAUCAUUAUUCUAUACAGACAGUAUGGUGAGACUGAAUUUCAGUUUAGCACUGAAACCCAACUUAGUAUUGUUGAAACUCAAAAUAACACGUUGCAUUCCGGCUUAAUACUAUGAGCUGGCAUGAGAACUUGGUUGCUUUUCUAAAUCAUCACUGGUUAUAUUACUAUUGUGUGUAUAUUUAUGUGUGUACAAGUACCUUUAUACUUAUACAAUGUUGUAAAACAGAGUGUAUAUUUUAUUUUGAUAUUGACCGAUGCUUUAAAAAUAAUAAAUGCCACAGACAAUUUAAUGCCAAAAUGUUUUUAACUUGUGUAAUAUUUGUGAUCCUUACGUACGAAUAUCUCCUUUGUUAUGUUUUGAUGUAUCUAUCUUAACUGUCCUGGGUUUAAUUUUUUUGGCAUGGAUUUAAACGCAGGUUUAUAAUGAAUGUAUGAAGUUCUGUUUUACUUGCAUGGCAUUUAAAACUCUAGCUGCUAUAAAAGACUAUGUACUGUAUGUGAACAUGUUUUGUAAGUACAAAAUAAAAAUCAAUGUAAUUCCUGGAUGCGUACAAAAUGACCAAAACUAUUGUCAAGUUUGACCAGUUUUCUUUAAUAAAAUUUUGUAUAUUUGUUUUUCCUAAA
Molecule: messenger RNA, 2927 nt
Organism: Anolis sagrei ordinatus
Lineage: Eukaryota; Metazoa; Chordata; Lepidosauria; Squamata; Anolidae
Gene: KLHL2
Product: kelch like family member 2
Molecular function (GO): protein binding
Source: RefSeq, a predicted model, not a curated record